AUGAGUAGCCAGUAUAUCAACGAGCCGAUUACAACAGGAAAGGUCACACUUGAAACCACCGCCGGAGAUAUCGAAAUUGAAUUAUGGACGAAAGAAGCUCCACUAGCAUGCCGGAAUUUCAUUCAGUUGUGCAUGGAGAAUUACUACAAAGGAACAACUUUCCAUCGCCUUGUUAAAAAUUUCAUUCUACAAGGAGGAGACCCGACGAAUUCAGGAACUGGCGGAGAAAGUAUCUACGGAAAGCCAUUCAAGGAUGAAUUCCACCAACGUCUCAAAUUCAAUCGUCGCGGAAUCGUUGGAAUGGCGAACGCUGGUCGAGAUGACAAUGGAUCUCAGUUCUUCUUCACGAUUGGAGAUCGCGGAGCUCCGGAACUCGACAAAAAGCACACGGUAUUCGGAAAAGUGACAGGUCCAACACUAUUCAAUAUGCUAAAAAUCACGGAAGUGGAGACAGAAGGAGAUCGGCCAGUGACACAGUACAAGAUCACUGGCGCUCGAAUUGACAAUAAUCCAUUUGAUGACAUAAAGCCGAGAGAGAAGAAGAAGAAAGAAAGAAGUGAACGAAAAAAAGAGCCGAAGGUUGUGGAAACGAAGAAAACGAAUCUGCUCUCAUUCGGAGAUGAAGCUGAUGAGGAUGAGGAGGAAUUGACAAUUUUCAAGAAGAAAACCGGAAAUAAAUCAAAGUCUGCUCAUGAUGCACAUGACAAUGAUACAGUAGGAUUGUCAAAGCAGGCGGCAGUAACUCGGGAUGAGAUGAGCAAUUAUUGUCCAGAAGAUGAUGACGUCGUCAGGGAUGCCUCCUCGAUUUCGUCUAUUCGUGAGAAGUUGAUGAAGAAAAGUCAGAAGAGAAAGCUCGAAGAAAAACCAGCUGGAGAAGAUGAAGACUACGAACAGAUGAUUGAGGAUGAGAAGAAGGCAAAAGAGAGGGAAGAAAUUGACAAAAUGAAUUCGGAGCUGAAAGAGAUGCAAAAAGAGUACAUGAAGGCAUUGCGACCAGUGAAGGAGAAGAAAAAGAAAGAGAAAAAUGAGACACUUUCAGAAGCGAUGCAAUCCUAUCAUGAUCUCAAAAUGAGAUUUAAAUCGAAAACCAAAGAUGUUGUGAAACAAAAAGAUGCUCAACGAGAAGGGCAAACAAUGCAGAUGCUGGAAAGAUUCAAGAAUCGUCUGGGAGCAUCUAACCAAGAAGCGAUUCUAUUCGAUCGAAAGAUUCAGUUAAAAGAGGAACCCGUGAAAAAUAAAGAUGACGAAGGUGAAGAGAAAAAGUUUGGAACGAUGGAUUUGGAUGCAGAAGAUCUUCAAGGAACAUCGUGGAUGUCUCAUCGAUUCAAAGCAGAAGAUGUCCAGCUAUCGUCGAAAGCAAAAGAUGCGAAUAUGCGAGAGGAGAGUGAAGACUGGUAUCAUAUCACUGAUCCCAGGAAUAAGAUGGCAAAGAGACGGCGUGGAGAGGAAUAA
Molecule: messenger RNA, 1452 nt
Organism: Caenorhabditis briggsae
Lineage: Eukaryota; Metazoa; Nematoda; Chromadorea; Rhabditida; Rhabditidae
Gene: Cbr-cyn-16
Product: Protein CBR-CYN-16
Exons: 5
Coding region: 1-1452 (483 amino acids)
Biological process (GO): protein folding; protein peptidyl-prolyl isomerization
Cellular component (GO): catalytic step 2 spliceosome
Molecular function (GO): peptidyl-prolyl cis-trans isomerase activity
Source: RefSeq, a predicted model, not a curated record